Dovyalis caffra is the source of this 2448-nucleotide messenger RNA. Lineage: Eukaryota; Viridiplantae; Streptophyta; Magnoliopsida; Malpighiales; Salicaceae. The record is from the annotation of a GenBank genome assembly.
AUGGCGAACCCAAACCGGUUAGAUACAAAUAAUAACCUUGAGACUCUCUUAGACUUGGAGAAAUCGGUAUCAGUUAAGCAAAAUGGAGUGCCACUGGAACCCCGGAAGAUGAUGCCAGGUCAUGGCCUCGAGUUCAAGAACCUAUCGUAUAGUGUCAUGAAAAAGCAGAAGAAAGAUGGGGCGUGGAUCACCAAAGAAGCAUAUCUUCUCAAUGAUAUCUCUGGACAGGCUAUGAGGGGUGAAAUCUUGGCCAUCAUAGGGCCUAGUGGUGCAGGAAAAUCCACAUUUCUUGAUGCCAUUGCUGGUCGGAUUGCAAGAGGGAGUCUCGAGGGAUCUGUUCGGAUAGAUGGAAAACUGGUAACUACCAGCUACAUGAAGAUGAUUUCAUCUUACGUAAUGCAAGAUGACCAGCUCUUCCCCAUGUUAACAGUUUUUGAGACCUUCAUGUUCGCAGCUGAAGUUAGACUUCCUCCUUCAAUUUCCAGGAAUGAGAAGAAGGAAAGAGUCUAUGAGCUCCUUGACCAACUGGGUUUAACGAGCACAGCACAUACGUAUAUUGGAGACGAGGGAAGGAGAGGAGUUUCAGGAGGUGAGCGCCGAAGAGUAUCUAUAGGAAUUGAUAUUAUCCAUAAGCCAGAACUGCUGUUCCUUGAUGAACCUACAUCAGGUCUCGAUUCCACAAGCGCUUACAGCGUGGUUGAAAAGGUGAAGGAGAUAGCCAAGAGCGGUAGUAUCGUCUUGAUGACCAUCCACCAGCCAUCUUUCAGGAUUCAAAUGCUCUUGGACCGUAUCACAGUUCUCGCACGGGGCAGAUUGAUUUACCUGGGAAGUCCAGCUGCUCUCCCUGACCAUCUUUCCGGAUUUGGAAGGCCUGUUCCUGACGGUGAAAACAGCAUGGAGUAUCUUCUGGAUGUGAUCAAAGAGUAUGAUGAAUCAACAGUGGGACUUGAACCGCUUGUGUUGUACCAACGCGACGGUAUCCAACCGGAUCAAGUGGCACGGACACCGGUUCGUAAAGCACCAAAAACCCCCAGAACACCACGUACUCCUUACAUGAAGACCCCUCUAUCGAAGUAUGCCAUCAGCCUACGAAGCCAAGGGUUCUCGGCUACAGGAAAUAUGACAUCUCAAGCGGACUCUGGUCAAUUUGAUUACAACGAAGAUGAUGAUGAGGAGGAAUUUGACAACUCCCUCGAACGCAAAUCUGCUCGCACACCAAUGCAAAGUGGUGUUUAUAAUCCCCGUUUGGCUUCUCACUUCUACAAAGAUUUUCCAGUCUGGGUCUUCAAUGGUGUCAAAGGAACUCCUCGCCAAGCACCAUCAUGGACUCCUGCGAGAACGCCAGGAAGGACACCCGGGAAAACACCAAUGACUGCACCAAGAAGCCAAACUUCCAGCCGAUACUCGACACCACAGUAUGCCAUCCCUCGUCCAAAAACCCCAGUAAUUUCUACCCCCUCGCUAGACCCAUAUUCUCCUUCUUAUGAAGAGUUCAGCUGGGACGAAGAAGAGCUUGAUGAGCCAGACCAUGGUCCUAAAUUCGCUAACCCGUGGCUCCGGGAGGUAGCAGUUCUUUCAUGGCGCACUGCACUUAAUGUGGUUCGAACUCCUGAGCUUUUCCUCUCGAGAGAGAUUGUAUUAGCCGUUAUGGCACUCAUUCUAUCCUCACUUUUCAGGGACCUGGGUCAUCCAUCUUUCCAAGACAUUAACAGGCUUCUCAAUUUCUACAUCUUUGCAGUUUGUCUUGUUUUCUUUUCCUCCAAUGAUGCUGUCCCAACUUUCAUCCAAGAAAGGUUCAUCUUCAUCAAGGAAACUUCCCACAACUCGUACCGUGCUUCCACCUAUGUCAUCUCUUCGCUCAUAGUCUAUCUCCCCUUUUUUGCCAUUCAAGGGUUUACAUUUGCUGCCAUAACCAAAUUCUUGCUUAAUCUCAAAAGCAAUCUCGUCCACUUUUGGUUGAUUCUUUAUGCAUCCCUCAUAACUACUAAUGCUUAUGUGAUGCUUGUUAGCGCGCUUGUCCCGAGUUACAUCACAGGUUACGCCGUCGUGAUUGCAACAACUGCUCUAUUCUUCCUCACCUGUGGAUUCUUUUUGAAGCGCUCGCAGAUACCUGUCUACUGGAGGUGGCUCCAUUACAUAUCUGCAAUCAAAUAUCCGUUUGAGGGAAUGCUAUCAAAUGAAUUCAAAGGCUCAAAAUGCUAUUCCGGGAAACCUUCAGAACUUUCCCCGGGCCCUCUAGGGGAGAUCACAUUCAGCCAAGUGCAUAGUGAUUCAGCUGCAAAACUAGGGCCAAACUGCACAUUGUUUGGGCAAGAUAUUCUGUCCUCCAUGGAUAUUACGAUGGACAACAUUUGGUAUGACAUUGGCAUCUUGUUAGCUUGGGGAGUCCUUUACCGUUUCUUCUUCUACCUGGUUCUUAGAUUCUACUCCAACAAUCAGAGGAAAUGA